AUGCCCUGUGAGGGAGGUUCCCGGUCAGCUGUCCUGGCCAUCCCGUGGUCCCUGGGGAGUGACAUCAUCAACAGUCCGAAGCUGGCCGGGGAGCUGCAGAGACUCAACCUUGGGAGCCUCCUGCCCCCCAGGCAGAUCCGGCUGCUGGAGGCCACGUUCCUGUCCAAUGAGAUGCGGCCGCGCCGCCUCCAGCCGCCCGCGCUCCAGGUCCGCCUUGAGCUCCUCCGCUGCGGGGCCGGGGACACGCCGUCAGCGGGCGCCCGGGAGGGGGCGUCGCGCGCCCCGGGCCCGGGCGGAAGCGGGUCGGCCUCCUCCCGGCGCGGCGGGGCCAAGCCCGUCUCUCCCGCGCUCGCGCCCCGCUCGCCGGGAUGCGCCCCAGCCCUGCCCGGAGCGCCCCCGCCGGCUCCGAUCCCGGCCUCUUCCUCAUCCCUGUCCGGGGCUCCCUUGGCCUCCUGGGGUGGCACCAGGUCCUCAGAAGAGGCCUCUGACAUGGAGGCCUCUGAUUCCACCUCUGAGGUGGGGGGCAACUUGUGGGAGCUUCUGGGGAGGUCGGGAACCCCUGGGACAGUCUGCUGGCCGGGUGGACCUCCCUGCCUCCAUCCAUGUCCUUCCAGGACAGCCAUGCAGCAGAAAUGGCAGACACAAGACCUCCCCGGCCACCUGCUGGGCCCCCUGAGUGAGCUCAAGAGUCACGGCUUUGACACCCUGCUCCAGAGCCUGUUCGGGGACCUGAAGCCGCUGUUUAAGAGGUUUACACAGACCCGCUGGGCCGCCCCCGCGCAGACCCUGGAGGAAAUCAUCUCCACCGUGGGCGAGAGGCUGCCUGAGUUUUCGGAACUGCAUGACUGUUUCCGGGAGGAGCUCAUGGAGGUUGUACACCUGCACCUGGUGAAGGAGUACAUCGUCCGCCUCAGCAAGCGGAGCCUGGUCCUCAAGUCCGCGGAGCAGCAGCAGCAACUGGCGGGUCACAUCCUGGCCAAUGCCGAGCUCAUCCAGUGUUUCUGCACUCAGAAUGGCUCCCCAGCGACCUGGCUGCAUCACGCCCUCCCCAAGCUUGCCGAGAUCAUUCGCCUGCAAGACCCCAGUGCCAUCAAGAUCGAGGUGGCCACUUAUGCGACCUGGUACCCUGACUUCAGCAAAGGCCACUUGAGUGCCAUCUUGGCCAUCAAGGGAAACCUAUCGAGCAGCGAGGUCAAGAGCAUCCGAAGCAUCCUGGACGUCAGCACGGGGACACAUGAGCCCUUCAAGUCCCUAUUUUCGCUUAUAAAAGUUGGUUAG
Puma concolor (puma) is the source of this 1278-nucleotide messenger RNA. Lineage: Eukaryota; Metazoa; Chordata; Mammalia; Carnivora; Felidae. The record is from RefSeq and is a predicted model, not a curated record.